Molecule: messenger RNA, 2193 nt
Organism: Hipposideros armiger (great roundleaf bat)
Lineage: Eukaryota; Metazoa; Chordata; Mammalia; Chiroptera; Hipposideridae
Gene: ERCC2
Product: ERCC excision repair 2, TFIIH core complex helicase subunit
Exons: 18
Coding region: 1-2016 (671 amino acids)
Biological process (GO): nucleotide-excision repair; positive regulation of mitotic recombination; transcription by RNA polymerase II
Cellular component (GO): nucleus
Molecular function (GO): hydrolase activity, acting on acid anhydrides, in phosphorus-containing anhydrides; ATP binding; damaged DNA binding
Source: RefSeq, a predicted model, not a curated record
AUGUAUCCCCCAUCUCCCCAGGUGACGCCCCUGCGCUUUGGGAAGGAUGUCGAUGGGAAAUGCCACAGCCUCACAGCCUCCUACGUGCGGGCGCAGUACCAGCAGGACCCCAGCCUGCCCCACUGCCGCUUUUAUGAGGAAUUUGACGUUCACGGACGCCAAGUGCCUCUCCCUGCUGGCAUCUACAACCUGGAUGACCUGAAGGCCGUGGGGCGGCGCCAGGGCUGGUGCCCAUAUUUCCUUGCCCGCUAUUCAAUCCUGCAUGCCAACGUGGUGGUUUACAGCUACCACUACCUCCUGGACCCCAAGAUUGCUGAUCUGGUGUCCAAGGAGCUGGCCCGCAAGGCUGUCGUGGUCUUCGACGAGGCCCACAACAUUGACAAUGUCUGCAUCGACUCCAUGAGUGUCAAUCUCACCCGCCGGACCCUCGACCGAUGUCAGGGCAACCUGGAGACGUUGCAGAAGGCAGUGCUCAGGAUCAAGGAGACCGACGAGCAGCGUCUGCGGGAGGAGUACCGGCGCCUGGUGGAAGGGUUGCGGGAGGCCAGUACCGCCCGGGAGACCAACGCCCACCUGGCCAACCCCGUGCUGCCCGACGAGGUGCUGCAGGAGGCGGUGCCGGGCUCCAUCCGCACAGCAGAGCACUUCCUGGGCUUCCUACGGCGGCUGCUGGAGUACGUCAAGUGGCGGCUGCGCGUGCAGCAUGUGGUUCAGGAGAGUCCCCCCGCCUUCCUGAGCAGCCUGGCGCAGCGCGUGUGCAUCCAGCGCAAGCCCCUCAGAUUUUGCGCAGAGCGCCUCCGCUCCCUCCUGCACACCUUGGAGAUUGCUGACCUCGCUGACUUCUCCCCCCUCACCCUCCUGGCUAACUUUGCCACUCUUGUCAGUACCUACUCCAAGGGUAAGCACACCACUUCCUGCCUCUGCUGGGCCCCCUGCCAGCUGCAGUCAGGAUCCCAACAGAGCCCAGAGGAUUGUGUGGGGAGCGUGGGGGUUGGAGAAGGGCUUAAGGGACGCGGGACUGACUCGGCGGCCCCCGCCGCCAGGCUCAACGUGGACGGGCUGCUGGUCUACUUCCCGUACGACUACAUCUACCCCGAGCAAUUCUCCUAUAUGCUGGAGCUCAAACGCACGCUGGACGCCAAGGGCCAUGGAGUCCUGGAGAUGCCCUCAGGCACUGGGAAGACAGUGUCCCUGUUGGCCCUGAUCAUGGCAUACCAGCGGGCAUAUCCACUGGAGGUGACUAAACUCAUCUACUGCUCAAGAACUGUGCCUGAGAUUGAGAAGGUGAUUGAAGAGCUUCGAAAGUUGCUCAACUUCUAUGAGAAACAGGAGGGCGAGAAGCUGCCAUUUUUGGGGCUGGCUCUGAGCUCCCGAAAGAACUUGUGUAUUCAUCCUGAGGGCAUCCUCGAAAACAUCCAGAGGAACAAGCUGCUCUUUAUCGAGACCCAAGAUGGGGCUGAGACCAGUGUUGCCCUGGAGAAGUACCAGGAGGCCUGCGAGAACGGCCGUGGGGCCAUCCUGCUUUCCGUGGCUCGAGGCAAAGUGUCUGAGGGAAUCGACUUUGUGCACCACUUCGGGCGGGCUGUCAUCAUGUUUGGCGUCCCCUAUGUCUACACCCAGAGCCGCAUUCUCAAGGCGCGGCUGGAGUACCUGCGGGACCAGUUCCAAAUCCGAGAGAACGACUUUCUCACCUUCGAUGCUAUGCGCCAUGCGGCCCAGUGUGUGGGUCGGGCCAUCAGGGGCAAAACGGACUAUGGCCUCAUGGUCUUCGCUGACAAGCGGUUUGCCCGGGCAGACAAGCGGGGGAAGCUGCCCCGCUGGAUCCAAGAACACCUUACUGAUGCCAACCUCAACCUGACUGUGGAUGAGGGGGUCCAGGUGGCCAAGUACUUCCUGAGGCAGAUGGCACAGCCAUUCCACCGGGAGGAUCAGCUGGGCCUGUCCCUGCUUAGCCUGGAGCAGCUGGAGUCGGAGGAGACGCUGCGGAGGAUCGAGCAGAUUGCGCAGCAGCUGUAGCAUCAGAGGAAACAAGUGAGUCCAGGAACGUCUGGCUUCCACCUUGGAGAAGACCUCUUCAACGUCGGGUUUGAUUGUAUGUGUCCCAGGGAAGAUGGGAGCCAUGAAAGGUUCUUGAGCAGGACAGGGAAUAGAGGAAGCCGCAGCUAUCAGGGCUCUUUGCUGACCUUAUCCAAC